UGUCCGACAAACGACGGCAGGAAAUCGAAGCCAAGAGGGAGAAGCUUGCCCAACUACGGAAAGCGAGAGCGGAUCGGCAACGUGCAGAUGCAGAGAGGACACCAGACGUUACCGCCUCAUCGUCUGCGGCGCGGAGAGAUGUAGAUGAACUCGUAAACGCGCUAGUUGGCAGCCGAAUUGGCCUGGACAGUGGAGACCUUACGCCAUCUUCUUCAAUACCUGGGACACCCUCCAUGAACCAGACUUCAAGUCUGCCGGUGCACACUGGACUCUCACAAUCUACAUCGGGAAGAGCAAGUCGGCAAAGUGACGUCCAGGAUCGAGCUAGCGUGGUCAGCGUUACUCAAGUUGGCUCAAGCAAUUCUGCCACAGAUCAUGUCAUGGAGCGGACCAUGGUACCAAGAACAUUCCCUGAUCUUAUCGACAUCGAGCAAGAAUUAUUUGAGCUUCCGCACAAGGAAAAAGUCAUCUACAACAAGGAAGUCCAAACAACUUUCGUCGAGACAGAACCAUCCCCAGAUUACGAAUACGAAGUGAGGCAACGCCUGUUGCGUGAGCGAGAGGCAGAAGCAGAAAGGAUUGCUCGAGAGAAGGAACUGGAGGAGGAGAGUGUCAAACUUGAUCAAGAAAUAGAACAGGAGAUUAGAGGGUUGUCGGAAGAAGAACGCGCAAGCAUCCUCGCUGCUCCUGAGUUCCUUGACUUCGUAGAACAGUCGUCGAAGAUUGUUCAGAGAGCACUGAACGACGGUUAUGAUUAUAUCCGGGAUUAUACAAUCAACGCAGAAUCCGGAGGGGAUGAUUCCGAAGGAAAGCGGGUCAAACGGGUAUGCGAAUUCUGGGACGAACGAUAUGGGAAAUAUCGGUCAAUAACAGACAUUGACUGGUCGCCGAAAGAUCCAGAACUCAGCGUCGCAUCCUAUAAUAAAAACCCAGCAGCACUGAACGAACCUGACGGUAUAGUCGCCGUAUGGAAUCUGCAUCUACUUGAACGGCCGGAAUUCGUCUUCCACUCACAAGCUGACGUCUUGUCUGUGACAUUCUCUCCCUUUCAUUCAAAUCUCAUUUUCGGCGGAACGUAUUCCGGUCAAAUCCUGCUAUGGGAUACUCGCUCGAAACACUUACCCGUUCUGAAAACUCCCCUUUCAGCCGCUGGACAUACACAUCCGGUCUAUGCUAUGCAGAUGGUUGGGACUCAAAACGCGCACAAUUUGAUCACAAGCAGUACCGAUGGUACCGUCUGCAGUUGGCUGGUUGAUAUGCUGGCUCAGCCUCAAGAAACCCUCGAACUUAUUCAUGCCGGCCACAACAAGACUGGAGAGGUUGCCAUCACGACAUUGGAUUUCCCCGAUAAUGAAACGACGGCUUUCUGGGUCGGUACGGAGGAGGGCAACGUAUACCAAGCGAAUCGGUACGACAGGGCUGGAGCCAAAGCCGGGCUCAACCAGUACGACGUCUACAAAGGGCACUCCGGACCCGUCAUGGGCCUACAUUUCCAUCCUCUCAUUGGCCCCGUCGACUUCUCCGACCUAUUCCUCACCUGUUCGGUCGACUGGACGGUGAAACUCUGGCGCGCGAAGAGCCUCGCAAAGCCUUCUACGACGCCACACAACGUCGCGCCGCUGUAUUCAUUCGACGAGGCAGACGAUUAUGUGUACGAUGUCAAGUGGCAUCCUGCACAUCCUGCGGUGUUUGGGAUGGUUGAUGGGUCAGGGAAGUUUGACCUGUGGAAUUUGAAUACAGACACCGAGGUACCGGUUGUGUCCACCACCGUCGGUACAGGACGUGCGAUCAACAAGCUCCAGUGGGACAAGAAGGAUGGCCGGAGAGCUGCCCUAGGUGGAAGUGACGGACGACUGUAUAUCUACGACAUUGGCGACAUGGCUUUACCACGCGAGUCGGAAUGGACGGACAUGCAGAAGACCGUCGCCUCGAUCGUCGGAGGCGGGCUGGCGAAUGGUGUUGUUGAAGCCGAUCCCAGGGUUGUCGCUGGCCGAUAGU
Molecule: messenger RNA, 1998 nt
Organism: Cyclocybe aegerita
Lineage: Eukaryota; Fungi; Basidiomycota; Agaricomycetes; Agaricales; Hemipholiotaceae
Source: the annotation of a GenBank genome assembly